AUGGCCAAGAUCCAGCCCCUCCCUGCGGCCCCAUCGCCGCCGUCCUCCGAUGAUCACUGCCAGGGCCAGCGGGGCAAGCAGGCGUACACGGUGUGGAUGAAGUCGUUGGUCUUCAACGGCAACGGCUGCGCGGUGUACGGCCCCGAUGGCAGCGUUGCCUUCCGCGUCGACAACUACGGCUGCAGGGGCGGCCGCGAGGUAACACAGACGCCUGGGGAGGCCUUCCUGGGACGCAGCUGGAGAUGCUCUAAGCUCCCGGAGCUUUCUUUCUGGAAAAUAUGUCCAAUACCCGUUAUUAGCAGUCCCAGAGUUGUAGUUGCUGGUCUGCACAAACUUCCCUCUCAACCUCUCAGUUUUAUGAAGGGCGGGGCCGCCGUGGCGAUGCACGGCGGCGCGAGGACGUGCUACAGGAUCGACGGGUGCUCCGGCGCGCGCAAGCCCGAGUACAGAGUCCGCGGCGUGGAUGGCUCGGUCAUGGCGGAGGUGGCGCGGAAGCAGACGUCGGCCGGGGUGGUGCUGGGGGAGGACGUGCUGACGCUUACGGUGGCGCCGGAGGUGGAUCACCUGCUCGCCCUGGGCUUGGUCGUCGUGCGUGGCCUCAUCAACCGCUCCUUGUGA
Triticum turgidum subsp. durum (durum wheat) is the source of this 618-nucleotide messenger RNA. The record is from the annotation of a GenBank genome assembly. NCBI's taxonomy places the organism in Eukaryota, Viridiplantae, Streptophyta, Magnoliopsida, Poales, Poaceae.